Messenger RNA from Cotesia glomerata, 1079 nucleotides. Its product is annotated as mediator of DNA damage checkpoint protein 1-like. The transcript has 3 exons. NCBI's taxonomy places the organism in Eukaryota, Metazoa, Arthropoda, Insecta, Hymenoptera, Braconidae. The coding region runs from base 16 to 1014 and encodes 332 amino acids. The record is from RefSeq and is a predicted model, not a curated record.
AGCAGUAAUAAAAAAAUGGAAAAAGAGUUGAAAGUUUUACUGACAAGAAUAACUGAUAUAAAAUCUCCUAAAUUAGUCGAAGAAAAAAAAGAUACUCUUUAUAAAAUACAAGACAGUAAAUUUUACCAAGAAAAUAAUUCUGAAGAUUGGUAUUUUGAUCACAGUUGUUAUGAAUUGCAAAAAACUAUAAAAAUGCAAUUGAAAAGAAAAAAUUCUCGCUAUGAAAGAAAGCGAAAAAUUGAGAAGAAUUUUGGUGAUACAUUAAAAAAUGGAAAAGUCCGUGUUUAUGAUGGAAAUAUGUCUGAUUUAAAUGAUAAUAAAAUUGUUACUCAUGGAAAGGAAGUGACUUCACUUGAUGAAUGUACAGGCUCAAUUAUUUUAAUUAAAAAUGAAACUAUUUUGAAACGCUCAGCAAGAAUUUACACUUCGAUAAUUUACAAAAUUCUUUUUGCGGGAAAAUAUGCUUAUAAUGAUAAUUAUAAACAGACAAUUGAAAAUUUUGGUGGAAAAGUUGUUUCCGAUUCAAAGAUAGCAACAGUUUUAGUUGCUAAAAAAGUUAAGAGAACAAUGGAAUUUUUAAGUGCAAUUUGUCGGGGAAUUCCGAUUGUUUCUCUCAAUUGGAUCCAAGAUUGUGUUGAAAAUCAUAGAUUCGUCGAUCCCAAUAAGUAUUUAUUGAAAAAUAUUGAAUCUGAAAAAAAAUACAACUUUAAUUUGAAAAUGAGUUUGAAAAGAGCGAGAGAAAAAAAUUUAUUUGAAGGAUACUACUUCAUCAUUACUUCGGGCAUUCAAAAAAAAAGUUUUAAUCAAUUAAAAUAUCUAAUUGAAAUAGCUGGUGGCAUUGUUUACAAGAAUAUUUCUAAAAACCUGAAACCUCCUGCAAUGAUUGUAACUUGCUCAAAAGAUGAAAAAAAAGUUCAAAAUUUAAUGAAAAAAAAACCAAACUUUUUUGAACGCGUUGUUACUAUAACUUUUAUUACAGACUGCAUAAUUAAUCAGGAAAUAAUCCCCGAAUAAGCUUAGAAAUAAAGCAUAUAAAUUUGUUAUUAUGUUUCAGUCAUUUUUAUUUAGUUAUUUAGUAU